Messenger RNA from Hippoglossus stenolepis (Pacific halibut), 4142 nucleotides. It is a transcript of the gene cbx6b, whose product is annotated as chromobox homolog 6b. The record is from RefSeq and is a predicted model, not a curated record. NCBI's taxonomy places the organism in Eukaryota, Metazoa, Chordata, Actinopteri, Pleuronectiformes, Pleuronectidae. The transcript has 5 exons. Bases 49 to 1680 code for a protein of 543 amino acids.
CCCCCCACCGCCACCCUGAAGUUCAUUGUGGUCAUCUUGGCCGCCGGGAUGGUGGCCUUCAUCGGAGCGGUUAUCUGCAUCAUCGCGGCCGUCCACACCGGCUCCUCCAGGGCUGCCGCGGCUCAGCAGCAGCCCGCGACCGACAACCACUCGCUGUACCCGGACGCGGUGGCGCAGACUCCCGGGGGCUCCGCGGCCAGGCCCGGGUCUCUGGGCGCUCUCCAUGGUUCUGAAACACCCGAGUCGUCGGCGCCCACGUUCAACAUGGGGCUCGGUGGACCGGGGGGGGUCACCGGGCUCACCGGGCACGACCCGGCGGUGAGCAGACUCAUCUGCACGCCGAUCCCCGCCGGGGACUGCAACCCGAAAAACUUUCAGCAACAAGCGGACGACCCGUCGCUGUACGCCGGCGAGGACUGGGGCUACCUCCGCACCACCGCGGAGGAGCUCCGGCAGACCGUCCUGCAGCAGAAAGACCAGAUACUGACCGACCAGAGGACCAUCCGGGAGCUGACGGGGAAACUAUCCGAGUGCGAGAAGGGGCUGGACGGCGUGGAGAGACGCGGGAGCGCGGCGGGGCUGUGGGGCGGCACAGGCGCGGCGGAGGGGACGCACCUGGAGCGGAUCAUGGUGCGGGACAGCCCGGUGUCAGCGCCCGACGGUGCCCACCUGCUCACCGCCAGGGCUGUGGAUGAGCUGGAGCAGGCGAUCACCCAGCUCAAAGACCGCAUAGAGAAACUGGAGUCAGACAUUGGCCCGUUUCCUCACAACCAGACGGACGGUAGUAUCUCAGGAGCGCAUGAGGAAGGCGGGCUGUCUGGCGGCCAGGAGAGGUCGGCCGAUCCCGGGCACAGAGCUGGUGCCGACAGGCCCUGGAGGAUGGAAGACUUGGAGGGAGAGCUGGAGAGGAAGGUGGAGCUGCUGGAGAAGGAGAGAAAAGCCCUCAGGCUGGAAACUGAGAAACACAGACAGGAAAUCGACCAAGGCCUCAGCAAACUGCAGCACCGGAUCUCCGGACUGGAGGAAGGUGUCUCUGGACAUUCCUUCCCUGACGGCUACAGACUGUCCUUCCCCACACGGACAAACUACAUGUACGCGGUUGUGAAACACUCCAUCCCGAAGCUGCGGGCGCUCACCCUCUGCCUGUGGCUGCGGCCCACGGAGGGAGGCAUCGGGACGCCUCUGUCCUACGCCGUCCCUGAGCAGCCCAACGAACUGGUGCUGCUGCAAGGCCUGCACACCCCCACCGAGUUGCUCAUCAAUGACAAGGUGGCGCAGUUACCUCUGAACCUCACCAGAGGCAGCUGGCAGCACAUCUGUGUGAGCUGGAGCCAGAAGGGGGGAGUGUGGCAGGCGUACCAGGGGGGGAAGCUGAGGGGCGAGGGCCACGCGCUGGCCGCCGGACAUCACAUCAGGCCCGGGGGAGUCCUCAUACUGGGGCAGGAGCAGGAUUCCCUCGGUGGAGGAUUUGACUCAUCCCAGGCCCUGGUUGGAGAGCUGUCUCAGGUGGGCCUUUGGGACCGGGUCCUGUCCUCGAGCCAGGUGGCCAGCUUGGCUCGCUGCGGCAAAGUGGCCCAUGGGAGCGUUGUCCCCUGGACGGAGAACGGAGUCAGUGUUUAUGGGGGAGCCAGCAAGGACCCGGGGGAGCCGUGUGCUAAACACAGCAGGAGCUCUCAGUGACCGACAGGGAAGCGGCUUUGAGGAGAGGGAUGUGAAAGAAAGGCCUGGAUGGGGGGGUAAAGUUGUAGCCAUUUGAAAACACUAGGAUUCCAUCUGUCCAAUGUUAGCACUGCGACGCUCGAACCAACUCUGUGGCAUCGGACUGACGAGAGUUUAAAUAAUGGAAAAUGAAAAAGCAAAUAUCUACACGACACAGUAAAGGCUUUGCACAAUCCGUCAUGGAGGUCCGAUGGAGAAUUGUGCAACACAACACGACGGGAUUCCUGAUGAUCACAGCUGAUGUUUCUGUCACUUUUAAAGCAACGUGUACUUAAAGUGAGUUGAAGAAUUUACUUUUAGAUGUUUCAGAUUUAGACGAUUAUAAUUAAAAGCUUUUUGAUGGCAGAGCAGUUAUCUAGUUAUCUAAUGAGCCUAAUGCUGAAUAAACUUCGCUGACCAGCACUCGAAUGAUUAAAUAGCUAAGAAGCUUCCAUUAGCAAUAUCCUAAUUUGAAGAUUCUAAAUGACUUCCUUGCAGAGGAGGAAUAUCCCUCUGAUGUCUGCAAAGUAAAUCUGAAGCUGCCAUCAGAUGAACUUGCAACAAGCAAAAAAGGGGAGAAACACUUCUGCCCUGGUUCUGUGACAAAAUGAAGCUUGAUACUUCUCAUUUGCUUUAUCUUGUUUAGUGUAAAAAUGACAAUUCAAACACUUUCUUCAACCAGCAGAGAAAACAGGGGGUUUCUGGUCGUGCACCAAGAAAGAGUGAAGUGUAGAAUUGAUGUUUAUACACUUUUAGUUUUAAUUAAAAUCAAAAAAACAAGAUACAGCACGUUGAUUUGUGAGCUCUGAAGGUGUUUAAAGGCUAAUUAUGCUAUAGCUGUAUAACCUGGUGGCAGUAUUCAACUGGACAAGAAGGCAAAUGAGCUUUUCUUAAUGACAAUAAACUUUUGAAAAAUCAAAACUGUGCAGAAAGAAGCUGAAGCUGUAAUAAAUUCAAAGAGCUGCUCCCAGCUGUUGCAGCCCCGCGAUCUCUUGACCUCCUCCACGGCUCCCAGAAGUGGAGCCAGCUGAAAUCCCCCCAUGACCAGCAGGCGCAGACUGGAGUUAAUUAAGGGCUGUGAAAGCUUUAGAGUGGGGAGUCAAGGUAAGGUGAUGAAAAAUGUUGCAGGAAGUGGAGGGAAUGUUAAGCAGCGAGGAGCAGAUGACGAAAGAGGGAGGAAAGAGGGAGGACAGGGGGGAAAGAGGCGGACGGGAUCGAACGCUUGUUUUGGAGCGAUGCUACAUUGUUUUCACCUCUGCAUGAGUUAUUCAUAUACUUGUAAUGUCUCGCCACUGCGAUGUGUCGCUCAGCAGUUUCACAGAGGAGGACAGUGCCUCAUGAAUCAACGCCUGUAUUUUGUGUUCUCGUGCGAAGGCCUGAGCGUCUCUUUUGUUCUGUAAAUGAGCUACGGAAAACAAAUCCAAAACAAGACAUGUAAUCCCUAAGGAAAACACCUCCACUGGCAGAAUGAUGCAUUUACACGUUUCUUGACACGCCUCUGGCCCAUUUAUGUCAUUCUGCAAGGAAACGUUCGGCUUCUCUUGGAGUAAACUUUAAAUUCACGGCCUUGAAUGCAACACUCACACUUUUGCUCUCAUAAAUGAUCAUAACCCAACCACAGUUAUGAAUAUCGACUGUUUUACAGAUGCAACCGCUCAGUUAUACGUUGUUAUAACUCAACAAACUGUUAUACUUUAUGUUUGCAUCCCGUCUCAUCUAUCUUUUGUUUUAGUUUUUUUACUCCAGACACAUCCAGACACUUAUUCUCACUCGCUCUGUGACACAUGCUGUUCGGUACAGAUUGUUCAUUUCAACAUUUCCCUCUCACAGCAUAAAAAAUAAUCCUUAGUGGAAAGUGCCUGUCAGGGUGUUUGUACCCAUGUAAACAAAUCAUCAAACGCAUCCUCCCGAUGAAAAAAUUCACACUGCGAGAUAUUUUGAACUCAUUAAGCAUCAGUGUCUCUGCGGAUUCCCCCCCGUUGGUUUUGUUUUUUAGGAUUUAAGGGAUUUGACAAAACAUUUGAAAACACCGACGCGGGACUUAAAGUGUGCGGAUCUGCCGAGCUGAUGCUGAAUCAGGUCAAAAAAUCGUCUCGCGGUGCUUUGAUGAUUCGUCUGAGUCUGCAGUGUUAUGAUCAAUAUAUAUGCCUGGUGUCUGUUCAGCUCGCGUCGGAGCUUUUUGGGGCUUUUUGAUAGUCGUGCAGCAUUUUUACGUUCAUGAUUGUUGAAACUGAAGCUUUUUAACUCUAUCGGCAACGUUUGUCUUUUCUUACAUGACUAUUCAGUUUGUUUUUUUUACUGUAUGCAUCGGAAUCUGUCUAUUUUCAUGUUGUCGUUUGUAUAAAUAAUGUGCGUCCGUGUCUUGUACGGUGUUGUGUUGUUACUGAAUAUGAGUCGUGUGCAAACCUCAAAUCUUUAAUAAAGUCUUAAUUUUUAGACGUAAA